Quercus robur (English oak) is the source of this 3121-nucleotide messenger RNA. Its product is annotated as inactive protein kinase SELMODRAFT_444075. Gene Ontology annotation, biological process: protein phosphorylation. Lineage: Eukaryota; Viridiplantae; Streptophyta; Magnoliopsida; Fagales; Fagaceae. The coding region runs from base 608 to 2860 and encodes 750 amino acids. The transcript has 12 exons. Gene Ontology annotation, molecular function: protein kinase activity; ATP binding. The record is from RefSeq and is a predicted model, not a curated record.
CACUAGAGUUAUCGCUCCAUUUCACUCUCAAAUGAACAUUUAUACAAAACCACUACAACACUACGCACUCGUUGUUAUUCUUUUUCUCUCUCUACUUCUCUAGCGCUGUAAAUUUUCGUGGGUUGAAAGACCUAAGAAAAUCUGUUUCAGCCUUUUGGCACUCUCUAUUUUGAUCUUCUUUUUUAGCUUUCGAAAUCCCAUUUCCUCUGUUUGUACUGCUCGUUUUUUUUAUUGACUUUCUGCUCUGAUUUGAAUCAUCAACAACAGCAAGAACAAAAACAAGAACAAGAAAUAGUUACUAGCUCUGUUUUUAUUUGAGGUUGAUUGAGCUAACUGGCUAUAAAGCUUUACAGACUUUGAUUGGAGCAGAGAUUCACUGUCAUAAACAACUAUACAGAACAAAAAAACCUGUGAAAAGUGAGGGGCUUGCUUUCAAGAAGAGGGUGUCUUUUUUGAGUGAAUUGGUGAAAAGGGUCUUGUCAUUGUUGGGCCUGCUCUGCUAGUGAUGAAUGGAAUUGUGAGCAUGCCGGUUGUACAUGUCCUGGAAUCGAACAAGAAUUGAAUCUGUUGAAGAAGGAGCUUUUGGUUUGAAUUUGUGGGUGCUCCCAUGAGUCAAGAACAGAAGCGAGGGAAGCAGGAGAAAGGCUCUGAUGAUGCUGAGAAGGUUGUUGUUGCUGUUAAGGCAUCGAAGGAAAUUCCCAAGACUGCUCUGGUGUGGGCCUUGACCCAUGUUGUUCAACCUGGGGAUUGCAUUACAUUGCUUGUGGUUGUUCCUUCACAAGGUUCAGGAAGAAAACUUUGGGUUUUCCCAAGAUUUGCUGGUGACUGUGCCAGUGGUCACCGGAGGACUCAUUCAGGUGCAAGUUCAGAUCAGAAAUGUGACAUUACAGAUACUUGCUCCCAAAUGAUCCUUCAACUACAUGAUGUUUAUGAUCCAAAUAAGAUAAAUGUCAAGAUAAAAAUUGUUUCUGGAUCACCUUGUGGUGCAGUUGCUGCAGAGGCCAAGAGAGCUCAAGCCAGUUGGGUUGUACUAGACAAACAGCUCAAACAUGAGGAAAAACGAUGCAUGGAAGAGUUGCAGUGCAACAUUGUUGUUAUGAAGCGUUCCCAGCCAAAAGUUCUCCGCUUGAAUUUGGUUGGUUCAUCUAAGAAGCAUUCUGAAGUAGCCUGCCCAUUACCCUCAGAGAUAGACAAAGAAUCUGAAAAGAAUCCUAAAAAGAAGAAUGAUUCUUUAAGUUCUAUUCCAGGGCCGGUAGUGACUCCAACUAGUAGUCCAGAGCUAGAGACACCAUUUACAGCCACUGAAGCUGGAACUUCCUCAGUUUCAAGCUCAGAUCUAGGAACUUCACCUUUUUUCAUCUCAAAGAUGAAUGGGGAUCUUAAGAAAGAUGAUUCAUUAGUCAUUGAAGAGAAUGAGGAUCCUGAUAAUACUAGUUCCGAUGCGGACAGUGAGCACUUAACUUCAUCUUCAAGAAGUUUGAGGUUCCAACCAUGGAUGGGUGAAUUUAUAACUUCUAAUUUUCAGUCCUCACAAGAUACGGAUAGAAGCUCACAGAGACCUUUUCAUAAGCCUCAAGCAUUAAUGUCCAAAACUUUGGUAGAGAAGUACUCAAAACAGGAUGGAGAACCUGGAAUUGGAAUGCAGCACUACAGAACUGAUAUGGACUUCAAUGGAAAUGUUAGAGAAGCAGUUUCGCUAUCGAGAAAUGCACCUCCUGGCCCCCCUCCAUUGUGUUCAAUCUGUCAACACAAGGCACCUGUCUUUGGAAAACCUCCAAGGUGGUUUAGCUAUGCUGAAUUGGAGCUUGCUACUGGUGGAUUUUCAAAAGCCAAUUUCUUGGCUGAAGGAGGGUUUGGAUCUGUUCACAGAGGUGUUCUACCAGAUGGUCAGGUAGUUGCUGUCAAGCAACACAAAUUGGCUAGUUCCCAGGGGGAUGUUGAGUUUUGCUCGGAAGUAGAAGUUUUGAGUUGUGCUCAGCACCGAAAUGUUGUUAUGCUGAUUGGUUUCUGUAUCGAGGACAGACGAAGGUUGCUGGUUUAUGAAUUUAUAUGCAAUGGGUCACUGGAUUCUCAUCUAUAUGGACGACAUCAGGAGCCAUUAGAAUGGGCUGCACGUCAAAAGAUUGCCGUGGGAGCUGCACGGGGGCUUCGGUAUCUUCAUGAAGAAUGCAGAGUGGGUUGCAUUGUACACCGUGACAUGCGGCCAAACAACAUCCUCAUCACCCAUGAUUUUGAACCACUGGUUGGUGAUUUUGGCCUAGCAAGGUGGCAGCCUGACGGAGAUAUGGGUGUGGACACAAGAGUAAUUGGAACGUUUGGAUAUUUGGCUCCAGAAUAUGCUCAAAGUGGCCAAAUCACAGAAAAAGCUGAUGUUUACUCCUUUGGGGUUGUAUUGGUGGAGCUGGUUACAGGAAGAAAAGCAGUGGACCUUAACCGGCCCAAGGGCCAGCAGUGUCUUACUGAAUGGGCACGCCCAUUAUUGGAAGAUUGUGCCAUUGAUGAACUGGUUGAUCCACAGUUAGGGAAUCACUAUUCAGAACAAGAGGUCUUUUGCAUGCUGAACGCUGCAUCAUUAUGCAUACAACGGGAUCCUCAUUCUAGGCCUCGCAUGUCACAGGUGCUCCGCAUACUAGAAGGUGAUAUGGUCAUGGAUGCAAAUUACAUUUCAACACCUGGGUAUGAUGUGGGGAGCAGGAGUAAUCGGAUUUGGGUGGAGCAGCAGCAGCAGCAACAACAUUACAGUGGUCCCCUAUUAAAUGAGGCAAUUGAAGGGUUUAGUGGGAAGCUGUCUCUUGAAAAUUCAAGGCAAUCUUAUUGGGAAAGGGACAAGGCAAGAACUUCAUGUGCUGAUGAUUUGUAAAAAAGUCUCAGCCAUUUAGAAUUACAUGCUUAGAAUGCUAAACAUGUACUUUGCCCUUUUUGUAUUUUCUUCUCCCACUCAUAUAUUUUUGUCCAAUGACAUCUAGAUUUUGCUUCUGUACAGUAGGAAGGGUAGUAGGAAAUAGCAGGGUUUUGUAAUUCUUUUGGAAAUGAAGUGAAGUUAAAACCACCAAAAUGGCCAUGCUCAUAUCUUCAGUGAAAUACGUUUUUAGUUAAAUGUCAAGAUAGCAGCUCUCAGGAA